UUUUUUGAACACCUUAAAAUUGUUUUUAUGGCUCACUAAAAUUUGCGGACUAAUAUUUGCGGACAAAAUAAAUUGUGAGGGGAGAGUCCAAAUAAUUGGUAGAAAGAUCUUUAAUAGUCAAAAUCUAUUAGUCUUCAAGUUUGGAGAAUUUUUUGAUCAUUAAAAACCAUUUUUUGAUUAUUAAAACCUUAGAAAACUGUCCUCAUGGAAUUUCGGACUAAUAUUUGCGGACAAAGCAAAAUUGUGGGGAAUAGCCCAAAUUACGGAAGGAAAUUUAUUUUUUUUUAAUAUUUAAAAAAUUUAUUUUUGUCUUCUUUUAGAAGAAAUGUCUUUCUUGACCUUUUAAAAUCGUUUCCCCUCCUUUGAUUUUUUACAAAUUUUUCUCGUCCGCAUUUUUCAAUCCGCAAAUUUUGUUCCUUCACAUUUUUGUUAUUUUUCCUUCAAAAAAAUUUUUUUAAUAAAAUACAAGAAUUUCUAUAUAUAAAUCAAAAACUAGACAUAUUUAUUUACAUGUCCGGAUUUUCUGUGUCCUGACAAUAAAAAAUCCUUUUUUUUCUAUACAAUUUUUCCUUCAUUUCUCUCUUGACCUAAAUUGAUGUCAGUCUACUACCAACAACUAACCAAUAUCCACACACACACCUUUUUUUACUUUUUUUUCUAUUCGCGCAAAUGAUUCGUGUAUUUUUAGUAACUUACACUGAUUUAGUUUUUUGAAUUAGAAUAGAAAAUGGUAGAAAAAUCCAAGAAAAAUCAUGAAAAAAUUCCGACCCUUUUGCGGCAUUUUUGCGGACAAAAUUUUUUUGCGGACAAAUAUUUUGCGGAUAAAAUUUUUUGCGAAUUUUUGAGAUUUUUCUUUUGGGUCCUACAAAAGUCAAUAAGUAUAUUUUACCUUUCUAGUUCAAUCAUUCAUAGUAGAUUUGUGGUUAUCCAAGAUUAAUAUUUGUGUAUCUCCCUAUAAAAAUCCUUUAAACCGUUACCCUCACAUAGGAAAAAAUUUUUUUCAGUUUCCUUCCCAACUAAUUUAUUGAUUUUUCUUUUUAUAAAAAAAUGAUGUUAAAAGCUCUCUCUCCUACUACAUAAAAGUUUACGCGCAUUUAUUUAUUUUUCCUUUAAAAAAAUUUUUUUUUCUUUUCAAUCAUUGUUUUCUUGUCUAGAGGAGGAAGAGGUUAUUGACCUUGUCCCGUUUCUUGUUGUUCCCGUUCUUUCAAAACAAAAAUAAAAAAAGAUUAACAUUUUAUAUCUCUCUAUUUUUAAUCGUUUUUUACUUUUUUUGUUAUUUGUCCUCAAAUAAAUUUUUUUGUUCGCUCAAAGAUUUUUUUGAUAGGGCUUGGGAUGUUUCAUUGUUGAUUUCUGUGUCGGUGAUAUUU
This is a messenger RNA of Meloidogyne enterolobii, 1367 nucleotides long. NCBI's taxonomy places the organism in Eukaryota, Metazoa, Nematoda, Chromadorea, Rhabditida, Meloidogynidae. The record is from the annotation of a GenBank genome assembly.